This is a messenger RNA of Geodia barretti, 1622 nucleotides long. NCBI's taxonomy places the organism in Eukaryota, Metazoa, Porifera, Demospongiae, Tetractinellida, Geodiidae. The record is from the annotation of a GenBank genome assembly.
UACUACACGCGUGCUCGAUUUUCGCGGUGUGCAGCGCAGCAGCAGCGGCAGUGGUCGACAUGGCGUUGCAAUUUACCCUAUGAAACGGUAGCCUUCCUGUGGUACAGUGUGAGCGAGUUGGGAGAUGCCGGUGAAGGUUCCCACGCGCGUGGUGGUGCAUCCAAUAGUGCUCCUGAGCGUGGUGGACCACUUCAACCGACUCAGGAAGAUAGGAAAUCAGAAGAGAGUGGUCGGGGUACUCCUGGGUAGCUGGAGGGCGAGCGGUGUUGUGGACGUUGCCACCAGCUAUGCAGUUCCAUUUGACGAGGACGAGCGAGAGCCAAGUGUGUGGUUUCUUGACCACAACUACCUCGAGAACAUGAACGCCAUGUUCAGAAAAGUCAAUGCUCGUGAGCACAUAGUGGGUUGGUACCACACCGGUCCGAAGCUACACCCAAACGACAUUGCCAUUCACGAACUGAUUGCCAAGUUCUGCGCAAAUCCGGUUCUGGUGAUAGUGGAUGCCAAGCCCAGGGAUCUUGGUCUACCAACUGACGCCUACUACUCAGUGGAAGAAGUGCACGACGAUGGUACACCGACCACCAAGACGUUUGAACACGUGGCCAGUGAGAUAGGAGCAGAGGAGGCGGAAGAGGUCGGAGUGGAGCACCUCCUCAGGUUACACUCCUUAACUAGCAGCAACCAUAUUUUUCUGCAGAAGCUCAGCGCAGUGUAUUCAGUUAGCCGAACAUGUUGCCAUACUAAUAUUGACGAGCUUUUAAUUUCGACAGUGUAGCAAAAGUGAGGCUUACACAUAACCGCCAUUGCCUUUUGCACCGACAGCAUGCAUCUUUACUUGCAAGAAUUGUGACUGUGUCCAUUUGUGCGUAUGUAUUUCAAGUGAACUGCACCACCGUGUAUGUACGAUGUGCAGGGACAUCCAGGACAAGACGGUUGGGACACUGAGCCAGAGAAUCAGCAGCCAGCUUCACUCCCUCCAGGGUCUCUUCAAACACCUCGAGCACAUCCGAGACUACCUCCAGAAGGUGGUGUCCGGAAAGCUGCCCAUGAACCACACGAUCCUCUACCAACUCCAAGACAUCUUCAACCUCCUCCCGAAUCUCCAUCUGGAGGAGUUUGCCACCGCGUUUGCCGUGAAGACAAACGACCAGCUUCUGCUGGUGUACCUCGCCUCUCUCAUUCGCUCCGUUCUCGCCCUCCACAACCUCAUAGGGAACAAGGUGUCCAACACCAAGGCAGAGAGGAAGGAUUCUAGCGGAGGAGAUAAGACGGCGAAGAAGGAAGUCACGGGAGAGGGUAAGGACGGGGAGAAAAAGUCGGGGAAGAAAGCCGGAGGCGAUAAACAGAGUGACGAGAAGACUAGUAGUAAAACGGGGGAUUCUGCAGCGGACAAAAAAGACUCUCGCGGGAAGUCUGCAAACUAGGGAAUCAUUACGUGCACUCACCACAUCCACAGAUGUAAUAUUGGUAAUCAUAAAUCAUGUUAGUUGCUGUAUAUCAUAUUAUUGUACAUUAUACACAUGAAGUCACUGGGCAUGUGGUUUCGCAUGUUGUUUGUGUGAAUCUUCAACACCACUGUGUUUAGUCCUUUUGCUCCUCUGGUAUAUAUACUGACAUUUUAC